AUGAUUCGAACGAUUUAUGAUGAUUUGGAUGAUGAUGAUGAUUUAAAUGAUGAUGAGUAUGAUGAUGAUGAUGAUGACGCUGAUGAUGAUGAUGAUGAUUACGAUGACGUUGAUGAAGAUGAAGACGAUGAUGAUGAUGUUGAUGAUGAUGAUGCUUCGGAUGAUGAUGAAGAUGACGAUGAUUAUUAUGAUGAUGAUUUGAAUUAUGACGUUGAUGAUGAUGAUCAUGAUGAUUUGGAUGAAGACGAUGGUGAUGAUUUGUAA
Messenger RNA from Anisakis simplex (herring worm), 264 nucleotides. The record is from the annotation of a GenBank genome assembly. NCBI's taxonomy places the organism in Eukaryota, Metazoa, Nematoda, Chromadorea, Rhabditida, Anisakidae.